GUUGACUGCCGAGCUGCUUUCGUCGAUGAAUGCAUUAUCUUCAGGUCGAGUGCGGUUCAUUUGAAGUGCUCAUCAUGGAAGAAUACAACACAUUCUCUGCAGAGGCAUAUGCGCAGACAUUACCAUCCAGAUGUCCAAGAAUUUCAGUGUAGUAAUGAUCGGCGGAGGAACUAGGGGUUGUUCAAGCGCCCUUCAUUUGGCCGAUGCCCUAUAUCUUUUGGUAAAGAUGUCCACAAGACUGUCGAGCAAGCUAUGCUCAUUUAGCGAUGGCGAUGAUGAGGCGGUAGUUCGGGCUCUUCUGGCGCCGGCUGGAGAGGCAUGGGCUAAAGAAGCCGUCUUCUCGCCAUAUUACCAUGACACGGGCUACAUCGUCGCAGGCUCGCCUCCUGAAACUAGCUGGAUCGAGAGCUUCGUCAAGAGAUGGAACUCCCAAACCCAUUGUAGGCAUCACGAUACUGGAGACACCCGGAGCAGGCAGUAUUAGAAGGAUGGCUGGCGCUGGGGCAUAAGCAGUUGAAUGCUGACCUUGAAAGCAAACCACACCGCUCGGAAUCAAUAAUCCAAAAUAACGGUGAACCAAUUGCCUACUAGUCCCACAUGUGUAUACUGAAUUUUGUACGAUAAUACCUAUUAAAUUGACUAUUAUGGCAUGCAGAAGAGAGGGG
Molecule: messenger RNA, 665 nt
Organism: Pseudomassariella vexata
Lineage: Eukaryota; Fungi; Ascomycota; Sordariomycetes; Amphisphaeriales; Pseudomassariaceae
Exons: 2
Coding region: 131-484 (117 amino acids)
Source: RefSeq, a predicted model, not a curated record